AUGGGCAAUUAUAGCACACUACAUCCCGUCCAGCGAUUUGUGUGCAGCUUCCUCGUCUGCCGCAAAUGGCACGAUCUGUUCAUGCCCUUCUUGUGGGGAGAUCCAGCCUCGCACUUUGGUAUUGAAAAUGAUGCUGUCUAUGGUAAACCUUGUCGACACGUACGCACCUGCAACAAAGCUAACAGGACACUAGUUGCCCUCACUCGGUUCCGCAGAACCCUAAAAUAUGCAAGACCAGAAGUAAGAGCGCUAACUCACACGCUCCAUAUGCCGCCUGCUUUAUCGGAAAUCUAUGAUGGCCCAAGGUCUGGCUGGCUCCGAGACAUACUAGAGUAUCUCCCCUGCCUGCAGUGCUUGAUGGUUUCAAACCUGCCAUUUUUUGAUUACAAUGCGAUGGCAGCGUUGAAAUCCCAAGAAUCUUCUGUGCAGUACAAUAUUCGUCUGCUUUUGGCAGACCAUGAGCCCAAUACGACUUCUUCAAUAUUGGCAGAGACUCUUCUUCGGUUUCCCUUGCUCAUCUAUCUUGAUCUUUCCUAUACCAGAUCAGCGCGAGACCGAGGUGUUCUGGCAUCGAUAUCCCAACUUCCGCAUCUCCAGGUAUUGAAACUACGCGGAAUAGGCCUCAAAGAUGCCGAUGCCGAAUUCCUAGCUAAUGCUAUUGAGAAAAGGGUCCGGUUCUUGGACGUGCGCAACAACAUGCUCACAGAUAUGGCGGUUCGUUCCUUGUUACAAGCGUCAUUCCAGGCACCUGGCCAGGUGAUCCAACCAUUGCGCCGUACUGGUACCUCACCAGAUCCAUACUCUCACUCCGUCGUGAAAGGGCCCGGCUCUGAGCUCUUGAAGUCGCCCCGGCUUGAUGAGCACUACGCCAAGAUCCUCUCCCGCCCUUCCACAGGCCAUACAUGGAUCGAGGAUUUGCCACCAUCGGGCAUCACACAUCUUUACAUUUCUCACAACGAUCUCACUGUUGAAGGUGUAGCAGGUCUUCUGGCUUCAUAUCGAUUGCAUGCACUUGAUGCAGGCAUGGUUCACACAGCAGACUUCAUUCAUAAGAAGACAUUAUCACCUAAACGAGGGAAAUACCCAGGCUCUGAAAAGCUUGUGCCUGUAAUUGGAAACAUAGCCGGGGCGCAUUUGACUUACCUCCGUUCACAUCAUGCAUUGGUUACGGCUGAGCCCCCGGCAAAAGAUUCCGCCCCUUUGGGCGAGUUUCUUCCAGAGCUGCCACCCAAUAGAGUAGCCAAUGAGCAUGAACUGGAUGCUUCAAACGACACUCAGGUCUACGAGCUGCCGGGCCAUGAUGUACCAAUUUUUGAACUUGCAGAUACAUCCCUUUCUGAGCCCGCGAAUCCUGCAACGGCUACUGGCAAGGUCCAGCCGUUACCUACACCAUACGAAGACGAGCAAUUGCCUUCUGCUCGACGAGGCUCUGCGUUUGCUCCGGAAGUGGUCAGAUCAGUAUCGAUUACAAACCAAAGUGAUAUUGGUUCACCGACUCUCAGUUAUAGCGGACUUCCUCGUUCAGGCACUGGGCAGACACUGAGUUCAUUACCCUCAGUCUCAGCGUUGGACUAUGAUACCCAUAGCACCAACACAAUCUCCUCGAUACCGCUCUGCAGCUCAUCUAUCUCUGGCGAUAAUCAACGAGCUCAAAUGAUCCAAGAACUGAUAUCGAAACGCCCUCGAAACCAAUCCCUCCCUUUGCGUGGCGGAAAGGAGAGUAGAUAUCCCUACUUGCAUCCAUCCCACAUACCACACUUGGAGACACUAGUCCUGACCGAUAUCCCAUCACACAUCCCGCACAACUCUCCCAUCCUCUAUACGCUCACCCGCUUCAUCACAGCUUGCUCUCAAGAAGCCCUCUUAGCCACCCUUCAAGCUGGAUCGGACUAUUCACUACCCCGGGCCAAUCCCGCUUACGAGCAGAGCAGCAACGAUCCCGCGCUCUUUUCGCCUGCUAGCCAGCGCAACAACCCUACAGUAUCGAGCACUGGCGACCGUGACUCCGAGUCCCUUUGGGCCGCCGCCGCAGACGAUUUCAGCUUCUUUGAUGACUUGGAAUGCGGCAUUCCCGCCAAUGAUCAGGGCAAAUACUUCCCCAUGGCAGCUCUCAACGAGAAGGUCACGCUGAUGCCGUCAGACGACGACUCCACGCACUCGGGCACUGACUCGCCCCUUCCUCAUCCUAGCACGCUGCAGGGUGUGACGUCAGCUGCUUCUAGUACGCAUAACCUGAUGGACAGUGGCAAGAAAGGGCAGCAGGGGACCUUGGUGCAGGAUGUGGAUCUCGUUGCGGAACUAGCUGCGUUCAGACGCUCGAAGAAGGCCGAAUACGAACGGGUUGUCAGGCGCGAGAGGGGCCGCCGUAGUAUCUCUGGUUCAGGGCUUACCACGACAAGCACUUCGCCACGGAUCGCCAUGACGCAUUUCGUCGAGGGACACUGGAAGGGCGAGGUGAAGAUUGUCAGGAACCCGAUACUCAAGGGCCGCAGUGGGGUUGUUGAUGUGUAUGGUAAUUACUUUGAGAAGGGCUACCUGUAUCCAUGA
Molecule: messenger RNA, 2547 nt
Organism: Penicillium chermesinum
Lineage: Eukaryota; Fungi; Ascomycota; Eurotiomycetes; Eurotiales; Aspergillaceae
Exons: 2
Coding region: 1-2547 (848 amino acids)
Source: RefSeq, a predicted model, not a curated record